AUGGCUCAAUUAGCUGGGGAAGAUGAUAUUGAAUCACUGCGAAUAGAGUUAGCUGAACUUGGAAGAAGCCUUCGACAUUCAUUUCAACACCACGCGUCGAAGAGGAAUUCGGUGAGCAACAUCUCUAAUGAUGAUGGUGAUAAUGCUUCUAUAGCUGAGGAUGAUGAGCUUAAUUUACAGUGGGCAGCAAUUGAGAGAUUACCCACUAAUCAGAGAUUGAGGUUGUCCUUGUUUGAUGAUUCUUCUAAUGGAGAAAGAGAAAGUAAUGGAGAUGGCAAAGGGAAACGGGUCGUUGAUGUUACAAAGCUUAGAGCAAUAGAUCGACAUGCAAUCAUAGAUAAGCUCAUCAAACACAUUGAGAAUGAUAACUUACGGUUGUUGCAGAAACUUAGAAAUAGAAUUGACAAAGUUGGAGUGAAAGUGCCAACAGUCGAGGUGAGAUAUAAAAAUUUGUCUGUCGAAGCAAAGUGUGAGGUAGUUCAUGGCAAGCCUCUCCCUACCUUAUGGAACACUCUCAGAAGCAAGCUUUUUGCCUUUUCCAAGCUACCAGGUUUCAAGUCUAGGGUAGCAAAGAUUAGCAUCCUCAAAGAUGUCAAUGGCAUAAUAAAACCCGGGAGGAUGACUCUAUUGCUUGGUCCUCCAGGCUGUGGGAAAACCACCUUGUUAUUGACCCUUUCAGGAAAGCUAGAUCAGUCUCUCAAGGUCACAGGGGAAAUCUCUUACAAUGGUUACAAACUGGAAGAGUUUGUUCCUCAGAAAACAUCAGCAUAUAUAAGCCAACAUGACCUUCACAUUCCUGAGAUGACUGUGAGGGAAAUAUUUGAUUACUCUGCAUGUUUUCAAGGUGUUGGAAGCCGAGCAGAUAUUAUGAUGGAGGUUAGCAAAAGGGAGAAACAAGAAGGAAUUCUUCCAGAUCCAGAUGUUGAUACUUACAUGAAGGCAAUUUCUGUUGAAGGGACAGGAAAAAGCCUCCAAACAGACUACACUUUAAAGAUUCUUGGACUUAAUUUUUGUGCCGAUUCAAUGGUUGGAGAUGCAAUGAGAAGAGGUAUCUCAGGUGGUCAAAAGAAGAGAUUAACAACAGGGGAGAUGAUUGUUGGUCCGACAAAAGCUCUUUUUAUGGAUGAAAUAUCAACUGGCUUAGACAGUUCUACUACCUUUCAGAUUGUUUCUUGUCUUCAACAUUUGGUGCAUCUCACAGAUGCUACAACAAUUAUUUCACUUCUACAGCCAGCACCAGAGACCUAUGAUCUCUUUGAUGACAUUGUCUUGAUGGCUGAAGGAAAAAUUGUCUACCAUGGUCCUCGUGAUCAUAUCCUUGAAUUCUUUGAGACCUGUGGAUUUAGAUGCCCGGAAAGAAAAGGAGCUGCUGAUUUCCUUCAAGAGGUUGUCUCUAAGAACGAUCAAGCACAAUACUGGUACUCCAAAGAAAAACCAUAUAGCUAUGUUUCAGUGGAUGAAUUUUCUAGAAAAUUCAGGGAGUCCAAUAUUGGUCAUAAGCUAUAUGAAGAGCUUUCAGAGCCAUAUGAUAAAUCUCAGAGCCAUGAAGAUGCUAUAUCCUUCAAUAUGUACUCUCUAAGUAAAUGGGAGCUCUUCAAAGCUUGCAUGAGCAGAGAAUUUCUGCUCAUGAGACGAAAUUCUUUCGUAUAUGUAUUCAAAUCUGUUCAGCUUAUCAUUAUUGCAUCCAUCACAAUGACUAUUUUUAUUCGGACUCGAAUGGGUGUUGAUUUGCAGCAUGCUAACUACUAUAUGGGUUCUCUAUUUUAUGGGCUUAUGGCAAUGAUUGCUGACGGAUACCCUGAGUUAUCUAUGACAGUGUCAAGACUCUCUGUUUUCUACAAACAGAGAGAGUCUUGCUUUUACCCAGCUUGGGCUUAUGCAAUUCCAGCAGUUAUUCUGAAAAUUCCACUUUCAGUGAUGGGGUCCUUGAUUUGGACUGCUCUUACUUACUAUGUCAUUGGUUACAGUCCUGAGUUCACAAGGUUCCUACUCCAGUUCAUUCUACAUUUUGCUGUGCAUCUAAUGUCAAUAUCCAUGUUCCGGUUCAUUGCCUCUCUUGCUCAAAAUACUGUGGCAGCUAUGACUGCUGGUGCAUUGACUUGGUUGUGCCUCCUUUUAUUUAGUGGCUUUGUUAUCCCACAACCAUAUAUGCCAGUUUGGUUGAAGUGGGCAUUUUGGGUUUCUCCAUUGUCAUAUGGGGAAAUAGGCCUAUCAAUAAAUGAAUUUCUUGCUCCUCGUUGGCAAAUGGUGAGCUUCAAACCACCUAACUUUAUGUCAACAAACAGUACUCUAGGACAACAAAUACUAGAAAAUCGUGGUCUUAACUUUCCAAGCUACUAUUACUGGAUGUCAUUUGGCAUCUUAUUUGGAUUUGCAAUACUUUUUAAUAUUGGAUUCAUAUUGACCUUAACCUUUUCAAAGCCUCCUGGGAAAUCUCGUGCUAUUAUUUCAUAUGAAAAGCUUUCCCAAAUACAAGGAAGGGAUGAUUCUGUCAAAAUUAAUGCAGAGAAUAAAUCCAAUCUUCUGAUGUCUCCAAUUUCAUUCAUGAAUGCUGCUACUGAUUCCACAGGAAAGAUGGUCCUACCUUUUGAACCCUUAACAAUUGCAUUUCAAGAUCUUCAGUACUACAUUGACACUCCUUUGGAAAUGAAAGAGCAAGGUUUCACAAAAAAUAGGCUACAACUUCUUCAUGAUAUUACUGGUUCAUUUAGGCCAGGCAUUCUUACAGCAUUGAUGGGUGUCAGUGGAGCUGGUAAAACAACUCUUAUGGAUGUUCUUUCAGGAAGAAAAACAGGCGGGUAUAUUGAAGGGACAAUAAUGAUUGGUGGGUAUCCAAAGGUUCAAAUUACUUUUGCAAGGAUAUCAGGCUAUUGUGAGCAGAAUGAUAUACAUUCUCCUCAAAUCACUGUCCACGAAUCAGUGAUAUAUUCUGCUUGGUUGCGGCUUUCACCUGAAAUUGAUGAAAAUGCAAAAGCUGAAUUCGUAAAUGAAGUUCUUGAGACUAUUGAGCUUGAUGGAAUUAAAGAUUCUUUGGUAGGCAUUCCUGGUGUUAAUGGUUUGUCUACUGAGCAACGUAAACGUCUCACGAUAGCUGUGGAGCUUGUUGCCAAUCCAUCUAUUAUCUUCCUGGAUGAACCCACAUCAGGUUUGGAUGCUAGAGCAGCUGCCAUAGUUAUGCGGGCAGUAAGAAAUGUGGUUGAUACAGGACGGACUGUUGUUUGCACCAUCCACCAACCAAGUAUUGACAUAUUUGAAGCAUUUGAUGAGUUGGUUCUUAUGAAAACUGGAGGACGGAUAAUUUAUGCUGGACCAUUGGGCCAACAUUCAAGUAGGGUUAUUAAAUAUUUCGAGAGUAUUUCCGGGGUGCCAAAGAUUAAAGAUAAAUACAAUCCAGCAACAUGGAUGUUAGAGGUCUCAUCUGCAUCUGCAGAGACAGAAGUUGGUGUAGAUUUUGCCCAACUUUAUAAGGAGUCUACUUUAUAUGAGGACAACAAGGAGCUUGUAAAGAAAUUGAGUACUCCACCUCCUGGUUCAAAGGAUUUGAAUUUUCAAACCCGUUUUCCGCAAAAUGGUUGGGGACAAUUCAAAGUGUGCUUGUGGAAACAAAACUUGUCCUACUGGAGAAGUCCUAAUUAUAAUUUAAGGCGAUUCGCACUUACAUUUAUUGCGUCUCUGCUAUUUGGAGCUUUGUUUUGGAAGCAGGGGCAGAAUAUAAAUACUGAGCAGGACUUGUUCAAUAUACUUGGUGGGAUGUACGUUGCUGUGCUUAUGAUAGGCAUAAACAAUUGCACAUCAGUCUUACCAUUUGUAUCAAUGGAGCGGACGGUCUUAUACAGGGAAAGAGCAGCUGGAAUGUAUUCUCCAUGGGCCUAUUCAUUUGCACAGGUGGUAAUUGAGCUUCCCUAUAUAUUCUCUCAAGUUUGUAUGUAUGUGAUCAUUACAUAUCCCAUGAUUGGAUACUACCCAUCAGCUUAUAAGAUCUUCUGGUACUUCUAUACCAUGUUCUGUGUGCUGCUCUGCUUCAAUUACCUUGGGAUGCUUCUUGUAGCUGUGACACCAAGCAUUCAUGUUGCUACCAUAAUGGCCUCUGCCUGCAACACAUUGCUGAACCUUCUUGCUGGGUUCUUGAUACCCAGACCGCAAAUUCCGGCUUGGUGGAUUUGGUUGUAUUAUUUGAUCCCAACAUCCUGGGCAUUGGAUGGUCUCCUCACUUCACAAUAUGGAGAUCUGCAAACAGAGAUAAUGGCGCUUGGUGAAACCCAACCAGUAUCUACAUUCGUUACUAAUUACUUUGGAUUUAGCUAUAACCAUUUGAAUGUAGUGGCUGUUGUUCUUAUUGCCUACCCAGUUGCCUUUGCAUCUGUUUUUGCUUACUGUAUAGGAAAACUAAAUUUCCAGAAGAGAUAACUGUUGUAGAACACUUAAAAAGGAAUGCAAUCAAGUAGCUGAAGCCAUUGCAAUUGAA
Molecule: messenger RNA, 4465 nt
Organism: Macadamia integrifolia
Lineage: Eukaryota; Viridiplantae; Streptophyta; Magnoliopsida; Proteales; Proteaceae
Product: pleiotropic drug resistance protein 3-like
Exons: 24
Coding region: 1-4407 (1468 amino acids)
Cellular component (GO): membrane
Molecular function (GO): ATP hydrolysis activity; ABC-type transporter activity; ATP binding
Source: RefSeq, a predicted model, not a curated record